Molecule: messenger RNA, 748 nt
Organism: Scaptodrosophila lebanonensis
Lineage: Eukaryota; Metazoa; Arthropoda; Insecta; Diptera; Drosophilidae
Product: cofilin/actin-depolymerizing factor homolog
Exons: 2
Coding region: 112-573 (153 amino acids)
Biological process (GO): actin filament fragmentation; actin filament severing; cell motility
Cellular component (GO): cytoplasm; actin cytoskeleton; actin cortical patch
Molecular function (GO): actin filament binding
Source: RefSeq, a predicted model, not a curated record
UGUACUAUUCACAAAAAUAUAUAACUGGAGCACACAGACUCGAACACACACUGGCACAAGUUUGAGUAAUUAAAGUACAUACUUUUCAUAUAAAUUUGUCCCUUUUCGUGUAUGUACAAUUCGCAAGGCCUCAGAAUGAAUGUCAACUGCUCCGAAAACACCUUCAGCUUCUACGAGGCUAUUCGAAAGAACAAGAAGUAUCGCUACAUAACAUUUUGCAUAGAUGCCAAUGGAACAAUUGACAUAGAAACCAUUGGUCCGCGCGACACCGACUAUCAGCAGUUCAUGGAGGAUCUGAUGCGCGGUGGACCCGGAGAGUGUCGCUACGGACUCUUCGAUCUGGAGUACAUGCAUCAUUGCAGCAUCACGGACACGGACUGCAAGCGCGAGAAGCUUAUUAUGCUUUGCUGGUGCCCGAACGGGGCCAAGGCUAAGCUCAAAGUACAGUAUCAGAGCUACCUACGGUCAUUUGUCGAGUGCUUGACGGGAUUGCAGUACUACAGGACUGUGAGCGAGCUUUCAGAAAUGACGCGCGAUGCUGUAGAACAAUAUUUGAGGGCCACCGACAAGUAGGGGUUGGCGAACAAAAUUCCAAGUCUGCAUUUUCCUACUUACUCAUCAUUAUGUUUAGUAUUUAUGUAUGUCCCUGUGUCUAAUUAAACGCCCAACUAAAAGCUCUUGCAUCGUUCCAUGAAAUAAAAUGAAGGGAACGCAAACUGUGCUCUCAGCAACUGUUAUUACACAGAAA